Molecule: messenger RNA, 1795 nt
Organism: Nyctereutes procyonoides (raccoon dog)
Lineage: Eukaryota; Metazoa; Chordata; Mammalia; Carnivora; Canidae
Gene: CTU2
Product: cytosolic thiouridylase subunit 2
Exons: 14
Coding region: 115-1728 (537 amino acids)
Biological process (GO): tRNA wobble position uridine thiolation
Cellular component (GO): cytosol
Molecular function (GO): tRNA binding; sulfurtransferase activity
Source: RefSeq, a predicted model, not a curated record
GCUGACGUCAUUAGCCCCGCUCCGCCUGGGGCCGGCGCCGGCUGCGUCUGGCUGACGUGAUCCGGGCGCGCCUCCGCGCCGCCGCUGCUGACUACGCGGCGACCCAGCGCAGACAUGUGUCAGGUUGGCGAGGACUACGGGGACCCGGUGCCAGAGGGGCCGCCGCCACCGCGGCCUGGCCGUGAGCUCAGAUGUGUGAAGUGCAAGGAUGGCCUACCGGUUGUGGUGAUCCGAGCCGGAGACGCCUUCUGCAGGGACUGUUUCAGGGCCUUUUAUGUCCACAAGUUCAGAGCCGUGCUUGGGAAGAAUCGGUUGAUCUUUCCGGGAGAGAAGGUGCUCCUGGCGUGGUCUGGGGGGCCUUCAUCAAGCUCCAUGGUCUGGCAGGUCCUUGAGGGCCUGAGUCGAGAUUCUGCCAAAAGACUGCGUUUUGUGCCAGGGGUCGUGUACGUUGAUGAGGGAGCAGCUUGUGGCCAGAGCUGGGAGAAUAGAGCAAAAACCCUGGCUGAAGUAAAGCUGAUCCUCCGGAGCUUUGGCUUCCCGUGGCACAUCGUUGCCUUGGAAGAGGUGUUCACCCUGCCGCCGUCUGUGCUGCGCUGCUCUGCCCAGGAGCCAGUGGGGACUGAAGGGACCUACAAGGUAGCUGUGGAUAGUUUCCUCCAGCAGCAGCAUACGGUGGGGGGCAGCCCCAGCCCCACACAGCAGGAGGAGCAGCUGAGCCAGCCCUGCACCCAGGACCCCCAGGACCCAGCUGGGCCACCCCCAGCUGCCCACAUAGAGGCUCUCUCCCGACUGUUUGACUCUGUGAAGACGCUGACAGCCAAAGAGGAGCUUCUACAGACCCUGCGGGGCCACCUGCUCCUCCACGUGGCCCGGACCCACGGCUACUCCAAGGUGAUGACAGGAGACAGCUGUACUCGCUUGGCCAUCAAGCUCAUGACCAGCUUGGCGCUGGGGAGAGGGGCCUUCCUCGCCUGGGACACGGGCUUCUCUGACGAGCGGCAUGGUGACGUGGUGGUGGUGCGGCCCAUGCGUGAGCACACACUGAAGGAGGUCGCCUUCUACAACCGCCUCUUCGCAGUCCCAUCCAUCUUCACGCCGGCCAUUGACACAAAGGCCCCUGAAAAGGCCAGCAUCCACCGGUUGAUGGAGGGCUUCCUGCUCCGGCUGCAGGCUCAGUUCCCCUCCACAGUCAGCACUGUGUACAGGACCAGUGAGAAGCUGGUCAAGGCUCCCAGGGACGGCUGUGCUGCUGGCCCCCGCUGCCUGCUCUGUAUGUGCUCGCUGGAUGUCGACACUGCUGGUCUGUGUGGAUGGGGAGGGGCUAUGACCAGUGGGAGCUGGGGGCGCAGCUGCAGGAGGACCCUCAGCCUAUCUCUGCUUGCAGACAGUGCCACCGCUUUUGGGGCUCAGACCCAGGAUUUUUCCCAGACACAGCCCUCCACCCCACUGGCUGAGGCUGGGGCAGCCCCCAUGCCCUGCUGUUCUGCAGAAGUGGGCAGGGCCCAGAAGUGCUGCCAGAGUACCCUGCUGUGCAGAAGGGAGGACUCCCAGGUCAUCGAGCAGCUGUGCUAUGGCUGCCGUGUGAAUAUGAAGGAUGUGCCAUCUUUGGAUUCUUUGCCACCUUACAUCUUGGCUGAGGCCCAGUUCCGCAGCCAAAGGCCCUCGCAGGAUAUCCAGGAGUAUCUGGUUGAGAACAGUGACGAGGAGGUGCACACCACUGGGAGCUGAGCCUGGGGCCACCCCAAGCAGGAGGGCAAGGAUGGGCAAGCAGCAUGUGAUUGUAUAAAUAAAAACA